Messenger RNA from Ziziphus jujuba (common jujube), 984 nucleotides. RefSeq names its product UPF0481 protein At3g47200-like. Lineage: Eukaryota; Viridiplantae; Streptophyta; Magnoliopsida; Rosales; Rhamnaceae. Bases 1 to 984 code for a protein of 327 amino acids. The record is from RefSeq and is a predicted model, not a curated record. The transcript has a single exon.
AUGAAUAAAAAUGACAUAGCUAAUGUCAAGCGAGACUUGUUCUUAUUAGAGAACCAACUCCCUUACAUUGUCCUCGAGAAGUUAAUGGAGGGCCAUAAAGAAUAUGAAUGGGAGGACAUGAUUAAAAAUUUCAUCACCAUGUGUCGAAGACUUCCUCCUGCAGUUAAACCAUGGAUAUCUAGUGCUAGUAGUUAUUUCUUCAAGUCACCACGAAAACAUGGAUUUCAAUCUCCUCUUCAUCUUCUUGACACGACGAGGACAAGAUUUGUGAGACAAAGUGCUACCUUUCCUUCUCGACAUUGUCAAGUGCAGGAUAUGAUACCCUUAGCUCUUUUAGACAUGGUGCGCCACUGUAUGGGAAGCCGGUGCAGCCCCAAACAAAAUGCCACCCCUAGUGCUACCAGUGAUUGGUACUCUUAUCAUUUAGCUAGGGUGCUCAAGUCUAUGGGAAUCUGGUUCAGACCAAACAAAACAGGUAGUUUUAGCGAUGUCAAGUUUGAAUCUCAGCUAUUCAUUAGGGGAGUGCUCACACUUCCUCCAAUACUCACAGAUGCCUCCACCAAAUCCCUAAUGCUCAACUUGUUGGCUUUCGAAUCGAGUUACCAUAACAACUCGGCGGACAACAUGCAGCAGGGUGUCGUCACGUCUUAUAUGUGCUUCAUGGACUCACUCAUUGACAAUGCUGAAGAUGUGAUGCUCCUUAGGACUCAGAAUAUCAUCACCAAUUGCUUGGGAAAUGACCAAAUAGUUGCAGAUCUAUUUAACAAAAUCACAAGCAAUUUGGUCCCAAACCGUCAUACUUAUGCUGAAGCUAAGCUUGGAAUUCAAAAUCAUUGCAAUAACAAGUUCAAGAAAUGGAUGGCAGAAGGUCACCACAUCCAUUUCAGAAACCCGUGGACGCUUUUCGCAUUAUUUGGUUCCCUUUUCCUCCUCGGGCUCACUGCCGCUCAGACUUAUCUUGCAACAAUGCAGCUCAAACAAUGA